AUGUUAUGUUCUAGCCCUUAUCACUUUAUGAUCCAAGUUCGAAAACUAAGGUCACAGCCAACAGUUCGUCCUACGGUGUUGGUGCAGUACUUACUGUACACUCUGUCAUGCGCACCAGUACCCGACACAAAUGCCAUUGAUGACUUAAACAAAGAAAUUGAUGCCUUUGUCAACGUGGUUAUCAAAGGUUUACCAGCAACUGAUACUCGUUUAGAAGAGAUAAAACGACACCAGCUAGAAGAUGAAACCCGUCAAGAAAUAUCCAAGUAUGUGAGGAUGGCCAGACAAAGAGAAUCUUAAAGGAAUGGUGUGACAUUAUUGGCCAUAUAGAGUACAACUCACCUUAGUGAACAGUCUUCUCCUAUACGAAUCGAGAAUAGUUAUUCCCUUAGCUCUACGUCAAGAUGUUCUAGACAAGCUGCAUGAAGGACAUCAAGGAAUUGUAAAGUGUAGACGAGUUGCAAUUCAAUCAGUGUCGUGGCCUGGAGUCGGCAAAAACAUCAAAGAAUUGAUUGAUAACUACAUAAUUUGCUGCCAAACAACAAAGGACCACCCCGAACCACUGAUACCUACGCCGAUGGCAUUCAUCCGUGGCAGAGAAUCGCAACAGAUCUUAUGCAAUUCAAGAAAGCUCAAUAUUUAGUGGUAGUUGCUUACUACUCAAGAUAUAUUGAACUUUCCAAACUGGAAAGUGUUUGUGUCAUCAACCACCUGAUGAUGAAGAACAAAGCUUCCAGAAUUACCUAGAAAUCUGCAACCUGUUCUACCCCACCAACAACAUGUGCAAGAAAAAGAAGAAACAUCUCUUGUUAAUAUGAAACUGAACUUUGAUAAGCAUCAUGCAGCAAAGUCACUCCAAGUUUUGCAAAACGGUGAUGAAGUAUGGGUACAAGAUAGAAAGGAAAGUGGAAAGGUAGAAGGACAAGCGAAUAGUAACAUGAGCAGAUCGUAUGUGGUAAAGACACCAACAGCAACAGUUAGAAGAAAUAGAGUUCAAAUAAAUAAAUUGCCUGAUCAAGAUACAUUCAUACCACAAUCUAAACCUCCCGAAACUGCUAAUCAGCCAGUGCCCCAACCGGUUCCUGCAUUGAAUAUUCCCAAGCCAUCGGAACAGUCAGCUGAAAAACGUAUUCAAACAAGGUUCGAACGAGUUGUCAAGAAGCCUGCAAGAUUUACUGUAUGA
Molecule: messenger RNA, 1183 nt
Organism: Paramuricea clavata
Lineage: Eukaryota; Metazoa; Cnidaria; Anthozoa; Malacalcyonacea; Plexauridae
Source: the annotation of a GenBank genome assembly